This is a messenger RNA of Salmo salar (Atlantic salmon), 768 nucleotides long. RefSeq names its product TGF-beta activated kinase 1/MAP3K7 binding protein 1. The record is from RefSeq and is marked provisional. NCBI's taxonomy places the organism in Eukaryota, Metazoa, Chordata, Actinopteri, Salmoniformes, Salmonidae.
GCGCAAGGUCAAAGUUGUCCACAAAGAGUUCCAUCAAAGAUGGCGUCUCAGCGUCGGCAAAUGAUGCAAAGCCAUCAGAGCUGGACAGAUGACCUGCCCCUGUGUGAGAUGUGCGGGGUGGGCACGGCCCCCAACUGUACCUACGGACCCGACGGAAAGGACACCCAGAGCCACCCCAACGAGGACGGACACUUCAGGUUCAGGUAACUAAGACACCUGAGCCUGAUUCACACUUUAAGGCCAAACCCAGCUGUCCUGGCCUGGUUACAUAUCCACCAUAGCUACGGGAACCAUGCUGGAAAGGACCAAAUAACAAAAAACAUAUUCAAGCCAGCAUAGUUUGGCUUGGCAGUCUGAAAAUGCUACUGGAGCUAUGGAUAUGUCCCUGUAUACCAGCAUUGCCCAAACAAGGGGUUGUGACUUUUGAAAAUGUGGUUGUUAGAUACACCCCCCCCCAAUUGCUUGGUUCAUAGAACCGGGGUUACGGUAGUAACCUCUGUUAGCCACUAGAUGCGGUUGUCAGACUACACAAACCCUCAAAGAAUUUAAAAAACAAAUCCAAUUUUGAUUAACACCCAUAUCUAUGGGGUGAAAUACCACAGUGUGCCAUCACAGCAGCUGUGACCUUUUACCACAAGAAAAGGGCAACCAGUGAAGAACAAACACCAUUGUAAAUACAACCUAUAUUUAUGUUUAUUUAUUUUUUUGUACGUGUAAUGUUUAGUGAAUUUUGUGUUUAUUAUCUAUUUCACUUGCUUUGGCAAUGUA